Molecule: messenger RNA, 1062 nt
Organism: Chaetomium strumarium
Lineage: Eukaryota; Fungi; Ascomycota; Sordariomycetes; Sordariales; Chaetomiaceae
Product: WD40-repeat-containing domain protein
Exons: 4
Coding region: 1-1062 (353 amino acids)
Cellular component (GO): catalytic step 2 spliceosome
Molecular function (GO): RNA binding; protein binding
Source: RefSeq, a predicted model, not a curated record
AUGUCAGAAAAGAGACCGGCCUCCGACGACCCGAGCGACAGACAGCUUGUUGUCAAGCGGCAGAAUGUGGGCACGAGUCGCGCCGUCACCCGGCCCGGCGCUCCAGGAAGCGGCGCGCUCAUCCAGACGGAACCCAGGACCAGCAACCUGCAAGCUCCCCUGAUGGAGCUAUCGGGGCACACUGGAGAGAUCUUUGCGGCUAAGUUCGAUCCAAACGGGAAUUACAUAGCUUCCGGGUCAAUGGACAGGACAAUAAUGCUAUGGAGGACGUACGGCGACUGCGAGAACUACGGCGUCCUGAGCGGCCACCGCGGUGCGAUCCUCGACCUCCAAUGGUCCCGCGACGCCGACAUUCUCUUUUCUGCCUCGGCCGACAUGCACCUCGCGAGCUGGGACCUCACAUCGGGGCAAAGGAUACGGCGCUACGUCGGCCACGAAGAGAUCGUCAACGCAAUGGACAUCAGCAGGCGCGGAGAGGAGCUGCUGAUCAGCGGGAGCGACGACGGGACGAUUGGCCUCUGGGACCCGAGGACGAAGAACGCGGUCGACUAUAUCGAGACCGAGUUCCCCAUCACCGCCGUCGCCAUGUCGGAGGCCGGCAACGAGAUCUACUCGGGCGGCAUCGACAACGACAUCAAGGUGUGGGACAUCCGGAAGAAGACGGUUGUGCACUCGAUGAUCGGCCACACCGACACAAUAACGUCGCUGCGGGUAUCGCCGGACGGCCAGCAACUGCUCUCGUACGCCAUGGACUCGACAGCCAGGACGUGGGAUAUCAGGCCGUUUGCCCCUGCCGAGCGUCACAUUCGCACCUUUGACGGGGCGCCGUUGGGGUUGGAGAAGAAUCUCAUUCGCGGCAGCUGGGACUCGGAUGGCAAAAAGAUCGCGGUUGGAGCAGGAGACGGCACGGUCGUCAUCUGGGGUAGCGAUUCAGGGAAGCUGUUAUACAAGCUUCCCGGCCACAAGGGUACGGUCAACUGCGCCGAGUUUGCGCCAGUGGGCGCUCCUAUAAUUCUGUCGGCGUCGUCGGAUCGCACUAUGCUGUUGGGCGAGUUGAAGUGA